This is a messenger RNA of Brenthis ino (lesser marbled fritillary), 5013 nucleotides long. The record is from the annotation of a GenBank genome assembly. Lineage: Eukaryota; Metazoa; Arthropoda; Insecta; Lepidoptera; Nymphalidae.
AUGGACGCGUUAUGCGUGCGAGAAGACGGCACGUGUCAGGCGCACGCGCUGGCAGCGGCCCUACACUCGCUCAGCCUCUACUGUGCUGCCAUCUCCUCCUCUCUCAUCUGUUGCUGUUCCUCGCCACGACCUCGCCGGUAUGGUGUACGAUGGCGAGGUCAAAAUAUUAGAGGGAUAGCUAGUCUCGCUUUAGGAGUAAUAUGGUGCUGUGGCGCAGCAUCCGCAUCCUUGCGUCCCGGAGACACCGUGAGACUUGUUGGUGCACUGAUGGCCCCCCUUGCCUGGGUCGCUGCAGCGGCUAUGCACAUAUCUUUGUGGACUCGUCGGUCGACAGCCCCUAUACUUUACUUAGUAAUCUACUGGUUACUGUCAUCAGCCACAUCGGGGAUUAUCGUGUACCGCUUUCUGCUCCUCGGGGUUUCUUCUAAUCAUGUUGAAAUAUAUGUACAUGGUGUCGGAAUGAUUUUGGCGUUUAUCAUUUCAGGAGUGGACUGGCUAUGUUUUUAUGACGAAGUUAAAAGAAGUUCGCAAGAUCGACAGAAAAGUUCGAUAGAAGCUCAAAACACUUUGUACAAAUAUGACCAAACUCACUUUUAUUCAAAAGUAACUUUCUUUUGGUUAAACCGGACAUUGUAUAAUGGUUACUGGUCACCUAUAGAAAAAGAAGACUUUGGAGAUAUACCUGAAAAUGAGCAAUCACAAACAUAUUUCGAUAAAUUUAAAAAACUACACCGAAAUCAAAAGGUCUCAAUAAGUAACGAAAACAGACUGAAUAUAUGGCAAUGUUAUGUGCGUAUGGUUUGGCCAAACUUUUAUAUUGCAGGAAUAUUAAAAUUUUGUAGCGAUUUAGUAAGCGUCAUACCAGCGUUAGGAUUAGCUGUUAUUAUACAAUUCGUAGAAGAUCCAAUUUUUAACUACGACUCUAAAUCUGAGGUUACUAUUCAAGAAUUAUUAUCAAAUGGCUACGCGAUGCUAGUUAUUGUUACACUAGCAUUGAUUCUUCAAGCUUUAUUGUCACAAAAUUCUACUCACUUAAUUACAGUGGAAGGUACCAGGCUAAAAAUGGCUUUACAAAGUACAAUUUAUGACAAAUGCACGCGAUUGUCCCUAUGGUCUACGGGCUUAGAUUCAAAUGAAGACUCACCUUUACUAGAGAAAACCGAAAACAAAGCUGAUACUCAGUCCGGCCUACUCACGAACUUAGUAUCGCAAGAUACUUAUAACAUCAUGUCGUGCGUUUGGAUACUUCAUUAUACAUGGGCGAUACCUUUGAAAGUAAUUUUUAUAUUAUAUUUACUUUAUACAAAACUGGGAAUAAGUGCAAUAAUAGGCACGGCAAUCAGUCUCUUGAUUAUAACUCCUUUACAACUCUACAUAGGUAAAAAGAUUUCGUGCAACACAAAAGAUAUCUCAAAAUGUACUGACCAUAGAAUAACAAAAAUAUCAGAAAUUUUACAAGGUAUGAAUGUCAUAAAACUAUAUGUAUGGGAAGAUUUAUUUAACGAGAAAAUAUUGCAAUUAAGAGAAGUUGAAUUAAAAACUCUUAAUAAAGACUCUGCAUACUGGGGACUUCUGACUUUUACAAUGCAAGUUUCCGGAAUAUUGGUCACAAUCAUAACGUUCACCAUGCAUUAUUACUUGGAAACUACGACAUCAUUAAAUGUCGUGAAUGUGUUUGCUGGAUUAGCACUAUUCAAUCAAUUGACAAUACCAUUAUUAAUUCUACCUGUAACUGUGCUAAUGAUCAUUCAAGCAAUGGUCAGCUCGAAACGGAUAAAAGAUUUUUUGGAACUUCCAGAAUCAUACAAUGCACGACUUGACAUUGAUGACGACUCAAGUUUAAGUAAUGAACCAGAAAAGUUAAAUGGUACCUUUCUUGACGCUAGUCCUGAAGAAAAUCCACUUUCAGAACGGGAUGAGAUAAAUGAAGAUGUUGACGAUCUGUCUGAUAGAAAUCCCAAAAGAAAUGACACCACUGUCCAAGGACAAGAAUAUUUAAUGAAAUUUAAAAAUGCUGCUUUUUCAUGGAAAAUUAAAGAUUUUCAGAACACGUGGCUAGAAAUUGAUGAUUUAGAUAUACCAGCAGGUAAAUUACUAAUGGUAGUUGGUGCUUCUGGUUCUGGUAAGUCGUCCUUGCUCUCAGCUAUUCUUGGAGAGCUGCACCAUGAGAAAGGAGAAGUGAACGUUAGCAGACACUGUUCAAUGUGGUACUCUGGUCAACCACCUUGGCUUCUUGAAGGCACAAUUAAAGAUAAUAUAGUUAUGGGUAGCACAUGGUGUGCUGAAAAAUAUGCACGUGUCCUACGUGCGACAGGCUUGCGACCUGACUUGCAGCUUUUACCGGAUGGCGACAGUACUUGUUUAGGGAGCUACGGCACGCCAUUGUCAGGAGGACAAAGAGUGCGCUUGUGCGUCGCACGCGCUUUAUACUCGCGAGCAAGGCUAAUCAUAUUGGAUGAGCCGUUUGGUGCUCUUGACGCUAUACUAGCUCGACAAGUAGUUGUAAAGGCGCUAUUACCGGCUGCUCGUGCUGGUCGUAGCGUCGUCUUAGCUACAAAUAGAUUAGAACUUCUCCACUAUGCAGAUAUGGUAAUAGCAAUGGAAGACGGCCGCGUGAAUGGAGUUGGCCGUUUCAGCACAAUGUCCGAAGGUGUAAUCAGUCAAUGGGCCCAGCUUGCUGCUGAGGCACGCAUGGCGGCGGGACGCGCCGGUGCGGGGCCUCCGGGUGGUAGCGCUCGCGAACGCUUACAACUGUUAAGGGCUAUAAGCCGGAAAGAAUUCCAACGACAAAUAUCAGAUGAUACUUUGAUAGAGAUAAACGAAGUAAUUGGAGCCCAUUUACUGACUGAGGUACCAAUCUGUAUAGGCGGUAGCUGGAGGCGAACUGCAAAACGAAUACGACUAUCGCUAUCUCGACAGUUUUCUUCCCCACCAUCGUCAAUGCAGCGUUUAAAGUGGUCUCGAGAAGUUAGAAGGGCAGUAAGUGCUGAUGCCACAAACGAAAUCUUGCAACAUGAAGCAAGUUUGCUGCGGCGCAUUAUAGGCGAUCGCCCGUACCGGACAUUGUCUAGAUGGACUCCUAGAACUCUUCAACGUUUAUUGAGUAUCGACCCCGAAACAUCUACUCACGAAGUACAAAAUAAUGGUACGAUCAUCGAGGCACCACCCGAUGCGACAUUCACCUCAAUAACUUCAAAUGGUAUCGAGACGUCCGCUAAGCCAAUUUCUCAAACACCAACUACUAAUAAAGAAGUAAUAGAACCUGUUUUAAACGAGAGCGCAAUAUGGUGGGAAUACGCACGCGCUUGUGGUUGGUGGGGGGCAGCGUAUGUGCUCUGUGCUGCGGCGGCGCAGGCGGUCGCUCUCACGGCCGACUACUGGCUCUCGCUCCUCGCUGCAGAGAACUCGCAACAAUCUCUCACCGAUGAACAGACAUGGAAUUUAAUAAGUGUCUACGCACUGUGGAGUGCAGGCGGAGUGUGCGUGGCGGGCUGUGCGCAGGUUGCUUGCGCUUGCGCAGGCGCUGUAUCGAGAAGAGUUUUACAUGAGCGUCUACUUCAUGCUACUCUACACGCACCGAUUAACUACCAUAAUACACACCCUGCUGGUGACACACUACAUCGAUUUUCUUCUGAUACACUUGUAGUUGAUAAGAAAUUACCAACAGCUAUAAACAGAUGGGCGCAGUUGGCUUUUCUUUGUGGCGCUGCCGUAAUCAUUAAUAUUGUGGCAUCGCCAUGGACUCUGCUUGCGAUGAUACCCGCAUUUAUAUUAUAUAUUCUUUUACAAUCCAUAUAUCUCCGAAAUGCCAGGGAACUUCAGCACAUGGAAGCUGAGAGUGCAGCGCGCGUGGUGUCGCUGGCGUCCCAGACGCUAGCUGGAGCCGUAACGGUGCGCGCGGGCAGGAUGAGGACGCGAAUGCGCGGCGCUUUCUGCCACCGUCUAGAUCAAAACCAUUAUGCCUUGUUACUAUUUAAUUCUGCUAAUCGGUGGUUAAGUUUAUCACUGGACAUGGUGGGCGCCGCUAGCGUAUUCGUGUCUCUGUCGGCGGCGCUGUACGGCGGCGGCGGCGGCGCGGCGGCGGCGCUGGCGGGCGCGUACGCGCUGCUGCUGCCCGCGUACCUGGCGCACCUCGCCAAGUGCCGCGCCGACCUCCACCUGCAGCUCGACUCCGUGCAGCGACUUCAUACUGACACUAAUAUACCUCAGGAAGAUUAUAGAGAUGACUGUCCAAUUCCUUUAGAUUGGCAAAGGGAUGGUAAAAUAGAAUUUCAAGACAUAAGCAUACAGCAUCAAGAAGACGCAGCGCCAGUGCUCAAGAAUAUCAACCUUAUUGUAAAGCCGAGUCAAAAGGUUGCAAUUUGUGGUCGUAGCGGAAGUGGUAAAUCAACUUUACUCUUGACUUGCGCGGGAGCAACUACAAUCCACAGCGGUCGUGUGCUAAUUGACGGUCAAGAUAUUUUGAAUGUCCCGUUGCGUGCAUUGCGACAUCGAGUAGUGGUUUUGCCACAGGAAGCUGUAAUGUUUUCGGGAACUCUGCGUGAGAACCUCGACCCGCUCGCAGUACAUACUGACGAAGAAAUCUGGCGGAGUCUUCGUGCCGUUGGCCUUUACGACCACGUUACAGCACAAUCAGCUGGUUUAGAGUGUAGCGUGAGCGGAUGGCGCGGCGGGUGGGGCGGGCGCGGGGCGCGCGUGUGCGCGGCGCGCGCGGCGCUGCACGCGCAAUUCGCGGCCGCGCUGCUGCUGGACGAGCCCGGCGCCGCGCUCGACGCGCCCGCCGAGCGCAUGCUGUUGCAAGCCUUCUCGGCCAUGGCACCUAACACUACUAUCAUUACCGUUGCUCAUCGCGUGUCAUCUGUGCGUGGAUACGACAAUGUAGUAGUUCUUGAAGACGGUAAGGUCGUGGAGCAGGGUGACCUAGACACGCUAUUGAGUGAACCUGCCUCGAGUCUCUCCCGCGCUCUGGCCGCUCAACAGACGCAGUGCGUGGCGCGUAGCCGCGAUACUCGU